This is a messenger RNA of Erinaceus europaeus (western European hedgehog), 1494 nucleotides long. It is a transcript of the gene CLIC6, whose product is annotated as chloride intracellular channel 6. The coding region runs from base 533 to 1165 and encodes 210 amino acids. Lineage: Eukaryota; Metazoa; Chordata; Mammalia; Eulipotyphla; Erinaceidae. Gene Ontology annotation, cellular component: plasma membrane. Gene Ontology annotation, molecular function: D3 dopamine receptor binding; D2 dopamine receptor binding; D4 dopamine receptor binding. The transcript has 6 exons. The record is from RefSeq and is a predicted model, not a curated record.
GACCCCAGAGGGGGACCCAGCUAAGAGUGGGCGGUCUCCAGGUGGAGACGAGGGGGACCCAGACGGGGACCCAGCUAAGAGUUGGGGCUCUCCAGGUGGAGACGAGGGGGCCCCAGCCGAGGGUGAGGAGACCCCAGAGGGGGCCCCAACUAGGAGUGGGGGUUCUCCAGCUGGAAGCCAGGAGGACCCUCCAAGGGUUGGGGGCGCCCCACCCGAGGACGAGGGGGCCCAGCCCGGGGCCGAGGGAGACCCAGUCAAGAGUGGAGGAGAGGAGGAGGCAACCCGGGGCGCGGGGGUCCCAGCCGGGGUCGAGGGGGUCUCCCCAGACCUCAGCCCCCAGGCGACCCCGGACCCCGAGGCCCGGGUCGCCAACCAUCUAUCGGAGCAGCGCAGCCCGGGGGUGAACGGGGAGCAGGACGGCGACGCCUCGGACUUGGGGGUCCCCGGCCGCGAGCACGACAUCACCCUCUUCGUGAAGGCCGGCUAUGAUGGUGAGAGCAUCGGGAACUGCCCGUUUUCUCAACGACUCUUUAUGAUCCUCUGGCUGAAAGGUGUGAUAUUCAACGUCACCACUGUGGACCUGAAACGGAAGCCCGCCGACCUGCAGGACCUGGCCCCCGGCACCAACCCGCCUUUCAUGAUAUUCGAUGGCGAAGUGAAGACGGAUGUGAACAAGAUCGAGGAGUUCUUAGAGGAGAAGUUGGCCCCCCCCAGGUACCCAAAGCUAGGAACCCAGCACCCCGAGUCUAACUCCGCGGGAAAUGACGUGUUCGCCAAGUUUUCUGCAUUUAUAAAGAACACCAAGAGAGACGCAAAUGAUGUUUAUGAGAAGAACCUGCUAAAGGCUCUGCGGAAGCUGGACAGCUACUUAAACAGCCCGCUGCCCCACGAGAUUGACGCGGACAGCGUGGAGGAAGUGGCCCCCUCAGGACGGAAAUUUCUGGAUGGGGAUGAACUCACCCUGGCUGACUGCAACCUCCUGCCCAAGCUCCACAUCAUUAAGAUCGUGGCCAAGAGAUACCGAGAUUUCGAGUUUCCUUCUGAAAUGACUGGUAUCUGGAGAUACUUGAACAAUGCUUAUGCUAGGGACGAGUUCACAAACACGUGUCCAGCGGACCAGGAGAUUGAGCACGCGUAUUCAGAUGUCGCGAAAAGAAUGAAGUGAAACGCUGGGGUGUCCCCGGUCUUAGUUCUUGCUGUACGAGCCAGGCCUCACACAGCCUGUGUCCUCUGCGCUUGCAUUUCUCUCCUCAAACCAUCCUUUGCAAAAUGAUGAUUCUGCUUUAACAGUGGCCUCCCGACUUGUUAACUCAGCUGUGUUCGGGAACGGUACCGCUCUCUCUUAUUAGCCACGGUAGUUGUCUAGUUGUCGCUAAGUUAUGUCUGACGCCUACCCUUUGUAAUCCAUGCCAGCAGGGCCUGUGCUUUGCUGUUUUAACUUUCAAAGCAAAUUAGGUUUGUGUUUAGUUUUUAAUAAAAUUGCCUCUGACUGUU